Molecule: messenger RNA, 483 nt
Organism: Plasmopara halstedii
Lineage: Eukaryota; Oomycota; Peronosporomycetes; Peronosporales; Peronosporaceae
Product: mediator of rna polymerase ii transcription
Exons: 3
Coding region: 1-483 (160 amino acids)
Biological process (GO): regulation of transcription by RNA polymerase II
Cellular component (GO): mediator complex; core mediator complex
Molecular function (GO): transcription coactivator activity
Source: RefSeq, a predicted model, not a curated record
AUGGAGGUUGCGGGUCAUGUAGACGACUACAACGCGUCAUUUCGCGAUACUGUGUGGUUACAGUCAUUUCCGCUAAACGCACAGACAGUGCUGCAUUACUUUGCGCUUUCUCCAUUUUACGAUCGCUCGUGCAACAACGAGCGCCUCAAGAUGCAGCGCUUAGGACUUGACCAACUUAAGAAUCUUCGAGGUGUCGAGUAUGAGCUGCUGCCGAACGCAGCUAAACAAUUACCACAGCAACUUUAUAUUAUUCGAAAACAACGUCGUAAUGGACGUACACAGGUGGAGCCAUUGGCCAUCUAUUAUGUGCUGGAUGGUACAGUAUACCAAGCGCCUAAUAUUCACGCUAUGCUCACUUCUCGUCUUAAAAAGUGUAGCUAUCGGAUCAACAAAGCAUUCCAUGGAUUAGCGGCAGGUCCGGACGUUGCUUUGGAAGCCGAAUCUGAAAUUCACUUUUUGCAGUCAACUCGAUACGAGGAGUAA